This is a messenger RNA of Nasonia vitripennis (jewel wasp), 1783 nucleotides long. RefSeq lists its product as uncharacterized. Gene Ontology annotation, biological process: apoptotic DNA fragmentation. Gene Ontology annotation, cellular component: mitochondrial inner membrane; nucleus. The record is from RefSeq and is a predicted model, not a curated record. The coding region runs from base 347 to 1612 and encodes 421 amino acids. Lineage: Eukaryota; Metazoa; Arthropoda; Insecta; Hymenoptera; Pteromalidae. The transcript is spliced from 4 exons. Gene Ontology annotation, molecular function: metal ion binding; RNA endonuclease activity; nucleic acid binding.
AGAUAAUUGAAGUGUACAAUAGUUUACCGAUCUGUAUCUGCACUUUAAACUACACGAUCAUUAUCGCGUCGAGAUUGACACGUCAAUUAACCUUUGAUUUCCUUGUUUUUUCAAAAAUUCCUGCCGCAGCUGACUAAGUGAAUCAAUACGACACUCGGUAAUAAACAAAAGGUAAAUGCACUUGGCAAACACGAGAUAAAGUGAAAGCGCGAAUCGAUGAUUCGUGGAAGAUGCGAAGGCUUGGGUUAAUUUCCAGACAAAACGAAGCCGAUAAGAGCCGACAAGAUAAGAUCAUGGAAAUCAAUAAAAGUGGAAAGCCGAUCAAUCACUCUCCAGUGGAUUAUCCAUGAUGACGAGACUAACAGUUUUCACGAUCUUCUGCCUCCUCGGCUUGUACCCUUCGCUCACUCAAGCGAAGUCGAAGGCUAAGGACUGUCUUCUGAACCUCAAGAAGGAUCUGCACAGUGGUCACCCACUGAUCCUUCAGCUCGAUGCACCAGACUUUCUCUAUCCGAAUGAAGCCAAGCUUAAGAUCCCGGUGAACACGACUGCUCUGCGCGUUGCCUGUCCCGCGGGAUUCAUAACAGUCAAAGCAGCUCAAACCAACCGCAGCAUCGCUGCCGUCGAGUGUUCGCUUAAGGGCAAGUUCCAAUUCGCUGGUGACGAUGAUUCAAUUCCUGCGCUCUUUUCAAUCAAGGAUUUGAAAUGCAGUCUCGGAGCGCAAUCGUCAUCGCGUCUUCUGCCAUCGGGCAACAACUCGACCUUGUCCUAUGCAGAGAUCGGUAUACAGCUGACGAUAAUCAAUGGCAACGUCACCGAAACCCAAUUCAUUCCAACUAUCCAGGAGCUCGCAUCCGGUGAACUACUGGACAACCAGCAGGUCAGGUGGUCCCGGGCUCGUGUAGCUCCGACUAUCCUGCAGCGUGAGAUAAUGAAGUUGUUACCAGCCUAUAGAAAGGGUGUAUUUUCCCCUGAAAUCGACAUGGAUCCAGCGUACGUCAGAGCCAACCAGAGGACGAGGUUCCUCGAGAUCUUCAACGAUACAGCACUGGUGGACAAGUACCUGUCCGAAGCUGAAAACAAGUACCUAGUCCAGGGCCAGCUAAUCACAGCUGAGAAUCUCUUCUACGAAGCUCAGCAGGAAUCGGCCUACGUGUACGACAACGUUUUGCCAGUAUGGCAGGUGAUCAACGGUCCCGGCGGUAACUGGAGACUUGUGGACGACCUGAUAAGGAGCCACGCAACUAUCAGCAAGGAAGGACUCAACAUCUGGUCUGGAGGGUACAUGCAGUUGUAUCUCGAGGACAGUCAAGGCGAAGAGCAACUCAUUGAGCUGACAAACGGCCUCACGAUCCCACAGUUCCUCUUCAAGUACGUCCACGAUCCAGCCAAAAACCGUGGACUGGUCUUCAUCACCAUCAACAACCCUAACCUGGAACGUGCCAGGAUCGACGACAUCAUCUGCGAGAAGUACAGCGCUUGCGACGUCCUCCACCCUGAGUUUCUAGACCCCAGUCGUGGAUUGACCUACUGCUGUCGACUCGAGAGCUUUAAGGAUCAAGCUUUACUGUUUGGGUUACCGAGCUUUCCCGACGCUCAGCCUUUGAUCUGAUGCAGUAUGGAGUAGUUUUGUUUGAUUUUGAAUGGUAGAUCGAAUUCGCAAAUUGGGAAUAGUUUUUCGGUCUAGCUACUUAAGAGUUCGAACUGGAGCAGUUCGGUUGGUUUGCUAGUACUAUGUGUAACUUUCUCGGUGGUGUAAAUACAGACUGUUUGAAAUGGAGAA